AUGACCUUCUGGGCUGCCGCUGCCACAUCUGGCCCUGCCCUCGGACCGCUUGUGUCUGGUUUCAGUGUUCCGCCGGAGAAUUGGCGAUGGUCUUUGUGGGAGAUCCUUUGGGUCUCGGGCCCGGUAUUCCUGCUCCUUUUCUUCUGCUUGCCGCAGACGUCGACGCCGAACAUCCUACCACGCCGGGCCCGAAGGCUUCGAAAUCUCACUGGGAAUCCACGGCUGAGAAGUCAGAGCGAGGUUGUCCAAUCAAAGUUAACAGUCAGAGAAGUUGCCAAUGAUGCUGUAUGGAAACCGAUGCAGAUUCUCAUUCAAGAUCCAGCUAUCAUGUUUGCGGCAGUAUGUACCUCUUUGGUCUACGGAAUCUACUACUCCUUCUUCGAAGUGUUCCCAUUGGUUUAUAUUGGUCUCUAUCACUUGAAUUUCGGACAGAUGGGUUUGGCAUUCUUAUCCAUCGCUGUUGCCACUGCCCUAGCCAUCAUCACUUAUUUUAGCUACUUUUAUUUCAUACUCGAACCCAAUAUCAAAGCCAAUGGCUUUGGCCCUCCGGAACAACGCCUUUUGUCGGCUUUGUACGGCUCCUUCCUUCUCCCAACUGGCCUGUUCCUCUUCGGUGGGACCGCAAACGGCCACAUUCAUUGGAUCGUCAGCGUUGUCUGCAUCGGCGUCUAUGCCUUUGGCGUCUUCAUCGUCCUGCAGUGCAUUUUCCUCUACGUACCAUGA
Molecule: messenger RNA, 723 nt
Organism: Letharia columbiana
Lineage: Eukaryota; Fungi; Ascomycota; Lecanoromycetes; Lecanorales; Parmeliaceae
Exons: 1
Coding region: 1-723 (240 amino acids)
Biological process (GO): xenobiotic detoxification by transmembrane export across the plasma membrane
Molecular function (GO): fluconazole transmembrane transporter activity
Source: RefSeq, a predicted model, not a curated record